Messenger RNA from Cygnus olor (mute swan), 2299 nucleotides. It is a transcript of the gene GPN1, whose product is annotated as GPN-loop GTPase 1. The transcript is spliced from 16 exons. Lineage: Eukaryota; Metazoa; Chordata; Aves; Anseriformes; Anatidae. Gene Ontology annotation, molecular function: ATP hydrolysis activity; GTPase activity. The record is from RefSeq and is a predicted model, not a curated record. The coding region runs from base 214 to 1665 and encodes 483 amino acids.
GCCUCUCAUUUCCAACCAGUAAGCAGGCCUGCGAAUGGUCCGCUUGCUUCUGGACUCUCCACUUCCGUUCACUUGACUCUUUGGUGAGCCAGAAGAAACGUUGCUGGUUGUCUCAUCAUAAUUACUGUUCAGUCCUAGGACAGUAGUUUCCACCUCCUCAAAUUGCUUAGACUUUUUAUUUCCCAGAGACCUCUUGGCUUUCUGUUGUCCGUGAUGUACAGGCCUGGUAUCCGAGCCGCCACCACCCCUCAUGGUGCCGCCGCCACGUCACCACGCGCCCCGCACGCACGCGCGCGACCGCGAGGUCGCUCCUUCCCGGCCGCUUCCGGCCGCCUCCUCACGGCGGCCGCGGGCCCCGAGCGCCGCGGCGCCGCGGCGCCGGCUGCCUUCAGGCCGCGAUCGGGCCGUCCCGUGCGGGGAGGCCGCGCGAGCCUGCGGUACGUAACCGGCCGGCGGCGGACCAACGAUGCGCGUCAUGGCGGGAAGCCGCGAGGCUGGUCCCCGCCUCUCCCCCGCGCCCCGGAAGAACAAGCGGCUGCUGGGAAGAUGGCGGCGGCGGCGGCAGCGCCGGUGUGCGUACUGGUGCUGGGCAUGGCCGGCUCCGGGAAGACCACCUUUGUGCAGCGACUCGCGGCUCACUUGCACGGCCAGCGCUGCCCUCCGUACGUGAUCAACCUGGACCCCGCCGUGCACAGCCUGCCCUUCCCUGCCAACAUCGAUAUCCGGGACACUGUGAAGUACAAAGAAGUCAUGAAACAAUAUGGACUGGGCCCAAAUGGUGGAAUAGUGACCUCUCUCAAUCUUUUUGCUACAAGAUUUGAUCAGGUGAUGAAGUUUAUCGAAAAAAGACAAAACGCAUCCAAGUAUGUCAUUAUUGACACACCAGGUCAAAUUGAGGUGUUCACAUGGUCAGCAUCAGGAACCAUUAUAACUGAAGCUUUGGCUUCCUCUUUUCCUUCUGUUGUUGUUUAUGUGAUGGACACCUCUCGCAGUACUAAUCCUAUCACCUUUAUGUCCAACAUGCUGUAUGCCUGUAGUAUCCUAUACAAGACAAAACUACCUUUCAUUGUUGUCAUGAACAAGACUGACAUUAUUGACCACAGUUUUGCGGUAGAAUGGAUGCAGGACUUUGAGACUUUUCAAGAUGCCCUGAAUCAAGAGACAUCCUAUGUCAGUAACCUGACUCGUUCUAUGAGUUUAGUGUUGGAUGAAUUUUACAGUUCAUUGAAGGUCGUUGGUGUUUCUGCCGUGCUAGGCACAGGACUGGAUGAUUUUUUUGUUCAGCUUUCUAAAGCUGUAGAUGAAUAUGAGAGGGAAUAUCGCCCAGAAUAUGAGCGUCUGAGGAAAACAUUGGAGAAAGUUCAAAAUAAACAAAAGAGAGAUCAGCUGGAACACUUGUGGAAGGACAUGGGCACUGUGUGUAUGCAGGGCAACAACACACUUGCAGGGUCUGAUGAUGCUUCUGCAAUGGGUCCCUCUGAGCUGAUCCUAACACGAGGAACUCUUGAUGAGGAAGAAGAAGAGAGGGAGAGUGAUACUGAUGACAUUGACCAUGAAGUUACUGAGGAGAGUCAUGAAGAACCAGCCUUCAGAAAUUUUAUGCAAGAGACACGGAUGAAAUACCAGAGAAGAAGCAAUCAGAAUGAAUCAGACCCUCAGAAAUAAAGGGUUUGGAGUCCAUUAAAAUGGAAUUAACAGUAAAGAAACAGCAUAAAGAAAUUUGCGUGGAACCAUGCAUGAAGUCUUAUGCCUAUGAACAGCUUCCUACGAUACAUUGAUACUGUAUCUGUCUUUCUUCCUGCAGUAACUGUUGGUCAUAUGAGUAGAAGGUUUUAUAUCCAACUGACUGUACAUUUGGUCAUCUGCCACUGUGACUUCCUAAAGCUGAAGGAAACAGAUUGCACUUUCUUUUGUUUCAAAUUGUUUAGAUAUGUCUGUUGAGAGCUUAGAUUUUGAGUUUUGAGAGCAUUAUAAUCUUACUGGUUUCCAGAAGUGCAGUGUGUUCACCUCAUGCAGACAGGUGUGUGAUACAUCCAGGACAGAAGUGAAACCUCCACAGCAUGAAACGCCUGAUAUGUAUGUGUUCUUUUUUUCUGAGAUAGUGAUCUAAAGGGCAUCUCUCAUGUUUUGUUCCCUGCCCCCCCCCAAGUAUUAUGGUUUUGGACAUAAAAAUGUAAGGUCUUUUAGAGAAGUAGACAAGCUUAAUUUAGUCUAUAAAUAAUUGAAAGCAAAGUAGUUUAAUAAUAUUCCAUCAGCCUAGUGUUUGAUACUUUAUUUUUAAUUAAAUAUAUUUUAUGAA